This is a messenger RNA of Dalotia coriaria, 11438 nucleotides long. RefSeq names its product cubilin-like. Gene Ontology annotation, molecular function: calcium ion binding. Lineage: Eukaryota; Metazoa; Arthropoda; Insecta; Coleoptera; Staphylinidae. Bases 54 to 11114 code for a protein of 3686 amino acids. The record is from RefSeq and is a predicted model, not a curated record. The transcript is spliced from 30 exons.
CAUUGCAGUCUAAAUCAUUCUAUCGAAAUGUGCAGAGUGUAAAAAUAUUCAUCAUGCGACAAAACAUUUAUUUGUUUGUGUUUGCAAUUAUAUUGAAUACAAUUUAUUGUUUGGAUAAUAGACCUGUUAUUAUAGCAAGAGCUGGAAAUUUAGAAAUUGCUGCUGCUCCAGGUGGAGAUAUAAAGCUAAAUGUCAGAUUCGGAGGAAAAAUACUCGUUCAGGAUACGGAUAUAUCCGCAAUGAUCAAAGACAUGAGUAGUUCAUUAGAAACCCUGCAGCAAUGCAGUGUGGAUUCAAAAAACGCCCUUUCAAAAAUAUCAAAAUUCGAGGGUGAUGUUGACAGUACAAGUCUGAUGAGUCGUUUGAGCAACUUGGAAAGAUUCACGAAUAACACUAAUAGACUUGUGUUCCUAAUAUCGAGACCUAUGAGAAGACGUAUAAAUGUCAUCCAAAAACGCCUCUCUGCAUUGAUGCAAAGUCUAAACUUGAACGAAUGUAACAGUAAUCCAUGCCAACAUGGCGGGACCUGUCAAGAUUUGUACAACGCCUACAAUUGCCUAUGUCCACCAAACUGGGAGGGACCCAACUGUGAAAACGAUGUGAAUGAAUGUGAUAAGUUUAGAGGAACUGAACUCGGAUGUCAAAACGAUGCAAAAUGUGUUAAUACACCCGGAAGUUAUGAAUGUAAAUGUACUGAUGGGUGGUUUGGUAUUCAUUGCACAAAACGAACACAGGAUUGUAAUAACAGCGUUGAAGUUUGUGGGCAUGGAACAUGCAUACCUCUAGCAACAGGAUACAAAUGUCUUUGUGACCAGGGAUGGAAAACUGAUGGUACCAAACUAGCUUGCACUGUGGAUGUUAAUGAAUGUGAAGCAUACCAUCCACCAUGCUCCUCUAACCCACCAGUAAAAUGCAUAAAUCUCCCCGGUUCAUUCUAUUGCGGUCACUGCCCAGCUGGUUACACCGGAAAUGGUUUCUACUGUUCAGAUAUCAACGAGUGUGAGAUUCUUAAUGGCGGAUGCAGUAUGUACCCAAUGGUACAAUGUGUCAACGUGCCAGGUUCUAGAAUCUGCGGACGUUGUCCACCUGGUUACAACGGAAACGGAAUAACCUGCACUUUCCAAGGUGUUUGUGGAGUUGCCAAUGGUGGAUGUCAUCCAAUGGCACAAUGUCGCGACAAUCCAAGAAUUAGUAGUACUUAUGUUGAAUGCGCCUGCCCUCCGGGUUACGGCGGAAAUGGUUACGGUCCCAACGGAUGUGUAAAAGGUGGAUACGUUGACGCAUGCGCAUCGAAUCCGUGCCAAUACGGGACAUGCACAACAGUAGGAAAUGAUUACAAAUGCAAUUGUACAUCAAAGUACACAGGCACAAACUGUAACGUUCGCAAAGAUGGCUGCAAUUCAAACCCAUGUCAAAAUGGCGGACAGUGCAUUGUACUCAUAGGUCAAAUAUCAUACGCUUGCUUGUGCCUAGCUGGUUAUACGGGAUCCAACUGUGAAAAAAGCGAUAUGCAAUGUGGGCAAGCAUUGGGACCCACUGGGAAAAUGAUUUAUCCACCAGCUGAGAUGACGUUCAAUCGACAAUCACAGAUUAGCUGUGCGGUGCGCAUCAAAGCACCAUCAGCAAAAGUUCUUAACGUUACCAUACACAGUGUUUAUAUACCAGUUUGCAGUCAUAAUUACUUACAGAUUCAUGAUGGUAAAGAUACCGGAUCACCUUUAAUUGGAAGAUUUUGUGACAACAAGUUAAAAAACGCUAGUACAAUUAUUUCUACAACUGAUAUUUUGUAUUUAUGGUUGAAAGGGGAUGCUUUAGCGCCUAAACCAUUCAUGAACAUCUCAUGGACUUCAAUAGCACCAGUUUGUGGAUCUGCUUUUGAUGUAAAUGAACCUGGGACAUUUAAAUCACCUGGAUCACCUCAAGCUUAUCCCCCGAAACGUGAUUGUUACUGGAAAUUGAAAGCUCCACUUAACAAACGAAUAAAAUUCACGUUUUAUCACCUGGAUAUCGGAAACAACACAGAUUGCUCCAAAGAUUAUAUUUCUUUUAACGAAGGAUUGGAAGCAAAAGAUAAAUUUUUCUUCCAAAGAUGCAGAUCCGGUAUUAUUGAACCGGUGUUAUCACCAUCAAACGAAGUAACUGUUCACUUACACACAGUUGGAAGUUAUACUGGAUUUCUUAUUCAUUAUGCUUUAAUCGAUGGUGUGACUGGCUGUGGAGGAAUUUAUACACAUUCAACAGGUGUAAUUUCAAGCCCACAAAUUCCAGCCUCUGUUGAUUAUGAAGACGAUGAUAUCACUUGUGAAUAUAAAAUUCAACUAGGUUUCAAGUCUCGGAUGACAAUUCACUUCAAUAUGUUUAACGGCAUUGGAUCUUCUAGUUCCUGUACUAGUGAUAGCUACACAUUAGCUAUUUAUGCAAAAGAUACUUCACUUAUCGGUCGAUAUUGUGGUAAAACCAAACCACCAGAUAUAACUCUGGUUGAUUCGCAAGCAUUGAUUGUUUUUAAAGUCGAAGAAAAUGUCGGGUUUGAACUUGAAUACAAAACAGUCUGUGGUGGGACUUAUACGGCGGAAAGCGCAAUAAUCCAAUCAGAUGGUUAUCCAGACGUGAUAAGCAGUGAUGAGACUAAAGAAUGCAUCUAUAACAUUAUCAGGCCAAGCAAUACAAGAAUUCAAAUUACUUUUAACAAUUUACAAUUGGAUAACACACGGGGCUGUGAUAAUGGUUCUUUAGAAAUCAUAGAUGGUGCAAAAAAGAACCUACAGUUAGGUCUAUACUGUAGUGAAAAGCCAGAUGAUAUUUAUGCCCAAACAAAUAUAAUCGAAAUAAAAUUCAAAACUAGAAUUGGAGCUAAAAACGCAUUCAGUUUAAAUUAUAAAACCCUUGAAAAUUCAGAAUGCGGGGGAGUUAAAACUGAGAAAUUCGGCUCAAUUGAAUCACCACGUAAUCUCAACACCUAUGAAAAUGGUCUUAACUGUACCUGGCUCUUAUCAGCCCCAGCUGGAUAUCUUAUUGAAAUUAACUGGCUUUCAUUCAACUUGGAAGACAGUUAUCACUGUACCUAUGAUUACGUUCAAAUCUUUGAUAAUACCACUCUUGAUGAUCCUAGCAAAUCCACCGAAAUGGGCAAGUUCUGUGGUAAUCGGUUACCGCCAACAAUGACAACCACCUCAAAUGUAGCUACGGUGUAUUUCGAAAUUGAUUCACUCAAUAAUUACGAUGGUUUUUAUUUGACAUAUCGGUUUAUAUCAGUUUCAAACGUUUGUGGUGGUCAUUAUUUCUCCCCCAGUGGAAUAAUCAGAUCACCAAUGUUCCCACUUCCGUACCCAAACAAUAGAAACUGUAUCUGGAUCAUUACAAUCCCAUCAGGAAAACAAAUACAAUUAAACUUCACCAGCUUCAAUAUAGAAAUGUCAACUAACUGCAGAUAUGACUAUCUACAGAUUCUUAAUGGUGGGUCAAUGACGUCGCCAUUAAUAGGAAAAUAUUGCGGAUACACGCGACCUAAACAACUCUCUUCACAUACCAAUCAGUUGUACCUGCAAUUUGUUUCUGAUAAAACAAAAAGUGCGCCUGGGUUUGAAAUUCAAUGGACCACAACUGCGACAGGCUGUGGUGGGUCGUUAACUUCCCCAAGCGGGACCAUUAUUUCACCAAACUAUCCGGAACCUUACGGAAGAAACGCGGAAUGUUUUUGGAAAAUUGCUGUUUCGGGCGGAUCUAAAAUACAGGCAGUUUUCGCUGAUUUAGAUUUAGAAUAUCUCAAUGGAUGCUUCAUGGAUUAUGUCAAUUUUUACGAUGGUCCUGACACAACGAGUAAAAAUCUAGGAUCAUUCUGUAAGAUAGAUUCCCAUAGCCCAUUGGUUUUAUCUUCUGGUAAUCACUUAUCGCUAAAGUUCCAUUCGGAUAUCAAUUAUCAAGGCCGCGGUUUCCAACUACAAUAUUCUACAAUGUGUAAAACGAAUGUAUCUGGUUUUGGAGGUGUCAUAGAGAAUCCAAAUUUCCCCGACAGUGUAAGCAAGGACCAAGAAUGCGAAUGGCAGAUAAAUGUUCCCAUGGGGAAUAAAAUCAACAUAACUUUCUCGCAUUUUAAAUUAGACAAUAUACCAAGAACCAGUGGUAUCCAAUGUGAAUACGCAUAUUUAGAGAUUGGAUACAAAGAAGAAUACGUGGAAGAAAUUACAACCAUUGGUAAAUACUGCGAUGAUAAUCCACCUGACGAUGAAAUGACCAUAAAACAAAACGUAGCGAUUAUAAAAUUCCGCCAGAGUAAUCCCUACCUCAAAGCAAUAUUCAGACUAGAAUGGGCAUCAUCAGGCUGUGGAGGAUUACUAACCCGACCAGAUGGUAUAAUACAAACACCAAACUACCCUGAUUCAUACCCGUUGAAUACCCGGUGUGACUGGCACAUUCAAACUGAAUUCGGUAAAAGUGUUGAAGUCACUUUUGACCACAUCGACAUGGAAAUACAUAGAAACUGUGAUUUGGACUAUAUCCGAAUCAUUAAUGGUCCGGAUGACACCUACGCGGAAGUAGCAAGAUUCUGCCAUCCUAGUGAUAAGCCUGUAGUGUUCACAAGCACUGGUCGUGAUAUGUUUAUCACUUUCCACAGUGAUAUCAGCAAUAUCGGAAAAGGAUUUCAUGCGAAAUACAAAUGGGUGGAUACCAAAUGUGGUGGUAAACUUACAACAGCCUCGGGAUCAUUCCACAGUCCGAAUUAUCCAAACAACUAUGAUAAAAACGAUACUUGCGAGUGGUUGAUCGAUGUCCAAGAGAAUCAUCUAAUAGAACUGACGUUUGAUAGUGUAGAUUUACUCAACAUAUGCGAAGCUACUUUUAUUAAAGUGUAUGAUGGACCUACAGCAGCGUAUCCAGUGUUGAAGAAAAUCUGUGGAUCUGAAAAGUCUGUGGUUCUUGUUUCGCGAACAAAUCAUUUGUAUAUUGAAUUGGUAACACAUGCGCUUCUUACCACGAAGGGUUUCAUAGCACAUUAUUCAACAGCGUGUGGUGCUAGAAUAAAAACACAGGGAUCCGGGUUGAUUGAUUUCAAUAUGUCAACAGUUGUUACUACAAAAGUGACUAAUUGUUCUUGGACUAUUAUUGCUGAACCUCCGGAUGAACAUAUUACACUGACUUUCUCAAAAUUCCAAAAUCAAAUGUGUUAUUACGGUGCAGAAAGCUCAAUAGCGAUUUAUGAUGGAGAAAAUCACAAUGCAUCGUUGAUUGGGUCAUAUUGUGAGAAAAUGCCUGGUGUUAUACGUAGCACCGGAAAUGUACUGCAUUUAGAAAUACCGGAAAGUGCUAAUCAACAGUUUAAAUUCACUGCGGAAUAUACUGUUGUUGCAUCGGGUUGUGGUAGUACAUUCUCUGCAGAAUCCGGUGAGUUUUCCACUCCAGAUUAUCCCAAAAGUUACCCCGUAGAUAUCCAAUGUGAAUGGAUAGUUAACGCUGGUGAAGGCAACGAAGUAGAAUUGAAUUUCAAAGAUUUUGAUCUUGUACAAUCAGAUAACUGCAAUGAAGACUAUCUGGAACUACGCGAAACAAAUCGUAGUGGUCGUUUGAUCGGACAUUUCUGUGGUAAUAAUAAACCUACAAAUGUGACUGCAAAGCAAAGUCUUUGGAUUUACUUCAAAAGUGAGCGUCCUGUAAUAGGAGCAGGGAGUACAACAGCGAAAGGAUUUCUAGCUGAUUUUGUAAUUUCUACUUCUGUCGAAAUCAAAAGAGCUUCAAAUGGUACCAUUGUAUCUCCAUUGUACCCAGACUUAUACCUCUCUAGCUCAACUUAUAAAUACUUUAUAACUGUGCCUGUUGGGUAUAACAUCUACUUUGAUUUCGACGAAAUGAUGUUUGAAUAUGGCCAUGCUGAAUACUGCUAUGGGAGUACCUUGAUGAUUAUUGAUGGUUCAUUGGAGACUGAUCAAAUGUUAGAAUUAUUAUGCAGGCCAAGUCAACCGAUGAAAACAACCGGAAAUGUUGCAUUGCUAAUCUUUCAAAGCUCUUCGGGAGUUCGUGGCAGCAAGUUUAAACUGCGAUGGAAACAAAUUCAUUCCAGUAAUGGCACGAAUACAACCUGUGGUUCCGAUGAGAGUGUCCUAGUACAGAAUACAACUGUUUCAUUAACGCAUGAAUUUACACCGGGUGUAUACGGAAGGAAAAAAUGUGGAUGGAUUUAUAAUACAGUACCAGGACGACAUUUACACGUUGAGUUUGAAGAAGUUAUAUCAUCGAGUUUAUUCUGUAUCGUUGAUUCAAUCUCAUUGUAUGAUGGUAAUGGUUAUGGUAUUGGGGAGGUGCUUUCAUCACCGUUUAGAGCCAAAACUGUGGUUUGUAAUGCAUCGCAAAGUCUAAGCACGAAUAAAUCUUUUGAUACGAACGGGGAUUCGAUGAUGAUUGAACAUUCGGCGUACUUUUAUGGUCAGGCACGAAAUAAAACUUCGAAAUUUUCAUUGAAUAUAACUGAUGUUUGUGGUGGGAUGAUUAAAAAAUCGAAUGGUGUUAUAAAUGUUGAUGGGCCUCACGAACCAAAAAUUGGAAAAUUCUUAAAGUGUGAGUGGGAAAUAACUGUCCCAACAGGCAAACGCAUUUCCGUAAACAUAAUAGGUAGCUUUCCCAUAAAUAAUAACUGUGAUACGAGAGCAGUAGUACAAAAUGGACAUAGCCGUGAUUCACCGAUAAUUGUAAGACAUUGUGGUAUAGUAUCACCAAAAUCAAGUACAACGUCUACAGGAAAUAAAGUUUACAUCACUUUCAAAGGAAAUUACACAGAUUCGUUAAAAAUAAAAUUCAAAGCAGUAUCAACCACUGAAUGUGGUGGAACAAUCCAACUAACAAACGCUGAUAAUUCAGCAAUAAUUACAUCACCGAAUUAUCCAAACGCACCAAAACUAUACGCCGAGUGUAUCUGGGUAAUAUCGGUACCAAAUGGUGAAGCAAUCCGUGUGGAUUUCCUAGAAAGAUUCGAUUUACAACCGUCUAUAACAUGUAAAACCGACGGUGUUGAAAUACGAGAUGGUGCGACAGCUAAUUCACGAUUAAUCGGAACCUAUUGUAAAGAAAUGCCAGGAACAGUUAGAUCUUUACUGAAUACAAUGUAUCUACGGUAUUAUACCAAUUCAGUUGACCCUAGCAAUGGUUUCAAAGCGAAUAUAUCAAUUGCGUUCUGUGGGGGUACCAUCAGAGGACAACGAGGAAUUGUCACCUCACCAGGUUUCAAACACAAAAACAGCUACCCUACGAAUGUAACCUGUGAAUGGGAACUAUUGGCACCACAAGGUCACAAUAUGAAUAUCACUUUCGAUGUUUUCGAUAUGCCUAUUUAUGCUGAGUUGAGAAUUGUUGACAGUAUUGGAUUUAAUAACACAGAAGUGGAAUUAUAUAGUUACAACGGACAAAAACCAAGAAAUAUGAUACGUUCAGCUGGUAACAAAGUCCUAGUGAAACUUUCAACCGGAAAAUCAGCAAUAAAAGAAGGUUUUAAACUAAGUUUCGUUUCAUCCGCCGAACGUUGUGGUGGAGAAUUAACCACGCCAAGUGGUGUGAUCACCUCACCUAAUUAUCCCUCACCAUUAAAAUCAAAACAAAGUUGUGAAUGGACAAUCAUCGUGCCAAAAGGCCGCAGAGUGCGAUUAAUCUUCAAUGACAUGGAUCUAAAUCGUGCGUUGGGUAAUAGUCAAGGAAUUGCAUGUUUCAGCGGUGAUAGUUUUGCAUCCAAUGUGGUUUUCCUAACUGAUCAAGAAGAACCGAAUAGUAUUAUACGUUCCAGUGAUAACAUUAUGAAAGUAUACUUUUGGUCCUUCGGUGAGCAACAAAAUCGAGGCUUCAAAGCAAGUUACACCUCUAAUGAGCCAUCAAUUUGUGCGAAUUCGUUGACUGAAUCAAAUGGUACCAUCAAUCGACCCGCAGAGAAGACAUUCACUUGUACCUGGGAACCGAAACCAUCUUUAUCCUCAACGCAAACAUUAGCAUUUACUAUCACUACGAAAUUAACUGGGGCUGAACCAGCGUCUUGCUCAUUUGCGUUCAGUGCUGUUUUCGUGAUGCAGCGCGACGCGAACAAAGAUGGCUUCUCGUUUUACUCAGAUGUAUUACAACAGUAUUGUAAGGCUACAACGGAACCAGAUAUUGUUCGGACAUUACUACCACAUGCAAGAAUCGCCGCGAAUCAAAAGAGUAAUAAAACUCAGCUUGAUUUCACGAUAAAAUACAAAGUGUAUGAUUGUGGCGGUGAGAUAUUAAUGUCUGAUGGUGUUAUAGUCUCACCACCAGGUGACGCUGAAUGUGCCUGGCGGUUAACCGGCCAGGAAGGUGAACAAUUCACAAUCACCUUCACAGAUUUUCAUAUAGAUGAUUGUGAUGCUAGUUAUUUACUGGUUUAUAAUGGUAAAAACAUUAAAAGUCCUCUGGUUGGAAUGUAUUGUGGUAGUAUGACACCUACAACAAUACAAUCACAACGUCACUUCCUCUGGUUGGAAUACCACGGAGUCAACGGAAGUAGUUUUAAUAUAACCUAUAAAAAACAGAGCAAAAUCUGUGGCGGUAUACAUCAUAACCAACAAUCAACACUACAAACACCUUCAUAUCCUAGUAACUACGAUAAUAACGAAGAAUGCCUCUGGGAAUUACGAGCAAAGAAUGGUUAUCACAUUGAAUUAAAUUUCAUAGACAGAUUCCAACUGGAAGAAGCAGAUAAUUGCGCGAAUGAUUUUGUUUCGGUUUAUGAACGCGAGAGUGAUGAAAAGAUAGCGACCAAGUAUUGUGGCAGAACAACACCGCCAUCUUUCAAAUCAAAUGGUAAUCUACUCUAUGUGUUGUUUCGUACUAAUGAAUAUGUUACCGGAACUGGUUUCUCUGCAUCGUGGAAAUGGGCAUGCGGAGGGAAAUAUAAUGCUACAGAUACUGUACAAUAUAUUGAAAGUCCUGGAUAUCCAGAUACGUAUAGUAAAAACUUGAGAUGUGAAUAUAUUAUUUCUGCGCCAGGAAAAUUCAUUAAAGUUGCAUUCGAUGAUUUUGAUUUGGAGAAAAGUUCAUCGUGUACGUAUGAUAGACUUUUAACUGGUGCCAGUAUGCGAUCAUCGAUAUGGGUACAUAUAAAAACAACGUUUUGUGGAGAUACUAAACCGAAUGGUAUGCGGUUCUAUGGAAUGGCAAAUUUAACUUUCAUUACGGAUAGAUGGGUGAAUAAACGCGGGUUUAAACUUAACUACCAGCUGGAUACUUGUGGUGGAAAUAUUUCUGCACCUACGAUUUUAUCAGAUAGUUCUCCAAAAAGUAUGGGAUCACCGCUAGUUUAUUAUUCACCAAUGAGAAAAUGCAGUUGGAAUAUUCUAGCGCCAAGUAACAAGCGAAUAACUGUCAAAUUCCUAAAAGUUAAUGUUACGUACAACAUUUACUGCUAUUCACAAUUUGUCGCUGCUUUUGACAAUCAAGGAAACAAAAUGGCGGUGUUAUGCGGAGAUCUAACCAGUGAAUCAUUACCAACCAUACAUUCAAACAACAAUAAUGUAACACUAAAAUUCCAAUACUACAACUAUGGGAGAUCAUCCUCUUUCGAAGCAAUGAUUGAUUUUGUCUACGGACCUGAAGUAGGCUGUGGUGGUUUAAUAAAUCUCACAAACACAGCUUCAAAAACGAUUGAUUUUAAACCACCAGGGGAUAAUUACGAUUGUAUCUGGCACGUGCAGACUAGCAGUGAUUACACAAUCAAAAUAAACUUUGAUGUUGAUAAAACAAUUACAAAGUGUAAAGCAAAUGAUAAUAAUAUAUUCGCAACAAAAAGAAAAGAUUGUUGCGUGUUUUAUGAAAUGCGAGAUGGUAAUACUUCAUUAUCGGAUGAAAUAUUCAGUGGAUGUGAUUUACAGGGUACCAAUCCUGUUAGUUAUACAAGUUCGAAUGGUUUUGCACAGUUACGCAUCGUGGGCAAGAAUAAGGCAAUAAAAAUACCUAAAAUUAUUAUUUCUAGAGAGUUAUCUGUUUGUGGUCAUUUAAAUCUGUCACCGACGAAUCAAUCACAAUAUAUAUUAACUCCAAACUUCCCGAAUAAAUAUCCAGCGAAUUUACGCUGUGUUUGGAGGAUUAAAACGAAAUUUAUCAAUUCUAUACAUUUAAAAUUCGAAGAAUUCAAUUUAAAUUCAGAUCGGAAAAAUGUUACUGAAUGUAAUGCUUUAGAUCGACUUGAAAUGGUUGAUCGUGCUAAUAAAGCGUUUUAUUUAAAUUAUGACUUGGUCUGGAAGCGUAAAACAACAAAAUGGGAAAUCUCAAAGUUAGACAGUCUUUUUGGCCAACACACAUUCUGCAGUCCACUGGACAAAGGCUACGAAUUCGUCUCAAGUGAAAAUUCCUUACAGUUAACUUUCCACAGUGAUUCUAAACUACCGAAAAGUGGUAACGGAUUUAAAAUCGAAUACAAAAUCGCUGAAUGUAAUCGUAAUUACACUGGUUUAUCUGGACGUAUUGCACGUAUUUGGCAACCGGCAAAUUGCACUGCAUAUAUCACCGCCCCGCAGAAUUACACAAUCGCGUUAUUCUUCUCAAAUAAACACCAAAUCCAAGUGAGUUGCGCAAUUCGUUGGUUUGAUAUCUACGACGGAAGUAAAUCAACUACACCGGUUGUGAAACUCUGUGGCGUUCAACAAGUUCAGCCUGUGUUUUCAACAACAAAUGAAUUGGUUAUUAAAUUGACAAAUACAAAGCGUUAUGGCAUGUACACUUCGGAAAUGACUUAUAUAGCUACAGAUAAAGGUCGUGGAUGCGGUGGAGAAUUAUACAUGUACAAAGGAACAUUUACAAGUCCUUUAUAUCCAAAUCUAUCACCGAAUAAUAUUUUAUGUCGGUGGAAUAUACGUGUACCGAUGGGAUUACAAGUUGCUUUCAAUUUGAAGUGGUUUGAUAUACAAGGUAAUUGCGUUGAUAAUUACCUAAAAAUAUCAGAUCUUAAUCAACCGGAAGCAGCGUCACAGAUUUAUUGCUCAAAAGACACACCGGCUGUUUUUAUUGGAACUAGUGGCGCCUUGUCAAUUGAAUAUAAGUCAAGCCCAAGUAAUACCGGAACAGGAUGGCGUGCGGCAUUUAUGGCAAUUACUUCCGAUUUUGAUCUUGAAAAGUUUAAAACAUAAUAACUCACAUAAAAAUCGAUUAUUUUGACAUUGAAUCGAUAUAGAAAUUAACCAAUAUAACCAAAUAUGUAAGUGUAUUGCUAAUAACCUACAAUAAAAUUAAUAUUAAUAAUUAUUUAGUUAAAUAUUAAAAACUUGUACUCACAGUUGUUAAAAGUGAUCGAUUGACGUCAAACAUGUUGCACGGAGAGAAAAACGACGAAGGUGCAAGCAACAAUUUGUUUGAAAACGUCUCAAUCUAAUAAUAUAAUAAUUUUAAAUAAAGUAUUAUGUUUAUUAUGUGAAAAUACUAAGAAUAAAGUACUAACUUGUGUUUCUGCAUCA